Messenger RNA from Parnassius apollo (apollo), 1470 nucleotides. The record is from the annotation of a GenBank genome assembly. NCBI's taxonomy places the organism in Eukaryota, Metazoa, Arthropoda, Insecta, Lepidoptera, Papilionidae.
AUGUCUCGAAUUACUUAUAUUGUAGUUUUACUAGUGUGUGUUUUUGCGAAUAAUUACAAUUGUUAUGAAGUGCCACCAGCGAAGUUAGAAGCAAUUUAUCCGAAAGGAUUACGCGUGUCUAUUCCAGAUGAUGGAUACAGUUUAUUCGCUUUCCAUGGGAAACUUAAUGAAGAAAUGGAAGGUUUGGAAGCAGGUCAAUGGUCCCGGGACAUUACUAAGGUGAAAAAUGGAAGAUGGACUUUUAGAGACCGGGAAGCACAAUUGAAAAUUGGGGAUAAAAUUUAUUUUUGGACAUUUGUCAUAAAGGAUGGGCUUGGAUAUAGACAGGAUAACGGAGAAUGGACUGUAACAGAGUUUGUAAAUGAAGAAGGCAAUCCCAUUAACAUCAAUGGCACACCAAUAGAUGUUACAACAGAAACUGCUACAUCAAAUGCCCAGGUGCUUAUAAACAAACCGUCUACGCUAACGGGCUAUCCAUGUGAGUUAUCAGAGUCCCAAGUAUCCGUGUCCGGGUUUGUUUGCAAAGGACAACUUCUUUUUGAAGAUAAUUUCAACUCUAACAUUGAAAGAGGACAAAUAUGGAAACAUGAAAUUAAAUUUCCGGGAGAACCUGAUUACCCAUUUAAUGUUUACAUGUCAGAAUCCAAUAUUCGUGUAAGUGAUGGCGAACUUAUUAUCAACCCCAUCACAUUGGAGUCUAAGUACGGAGAAGAUAUUGUUCGACAAUCGCUGGAUCUCACAGCUAGAUGUACAGGAGUUCCUGGUACCAACGAAUGUUACCGUGAAGCAUCGGGGCCCAUUAUCCUACCUCCUAUCAUUUCGGCUAAGGUUACGACUAAAAGUAGGUUCAGUUUUAAAUAUGGCAGAAUAGAAGUUCGAGCACGGAUGCCCUUUGGAAAUUGGUUAAUACCCGAGAUACAACUGGAGCCUCGAGACAAUGUAUAUGGAUUUAGGAAUUAUGCCUCUGGUAUAAUACGCGUUGCCUGCGUUAAAGGCAACGUAGAAUAUUCCAAGAAACUGUACGGCGGCCCCAUUAUGUGUGAAUCGGAACCUUACCGAUCCGCAAAUCUCAAAACGAAAAUUGGGAAUGAUCACUGGUACAAGGAUUUCCAUAAUUACACCUUAAUUUGGAGGCCAAAUGGAAUACUCCUUUCUGUGGAUGGUGAACAGUAUGGAGAAGUAAGUCCAGGAGAAGGUUUUUUCGAAGAAGCGAAGAAUAAUAAUGUGACGGCUGCAUCGCAAUGGCAAAGAGGAACUCUCAUGGCUCCCUUUGAUGAGCUGUUCUAUAUUUCGCUGGGUCUCAGCGUUGGUGGUAUUCACGAGUUUCCUGACACUUCCAGUAAACCUUGGAGCAAUCGUUCUCCAAAAGCCAUGCUUAACUUCUGGAACGCUCGCGAACAAUGGUUGAAUACCUGGUACACCGACACAAAUGCGCUCAGAGUAGAUUAUGUGCAAGUUUUCGCGCUAUAA